AUGGACCGAUCGCCGGCGCACGAUUACGCCGCUGCAGCAAUGGCGUAUGCUCAACAGCAGCAACAACAAAAACAUCAGCCAUUUGGGUUUCACCCGCAGCAUCAAGGCCAGCAGUUUCCUCCACCGCCGGCAUUCAUCCCGCCGCCUCAUCCUUCAAUGCAACAACAAUUCCCUUGCCCUCACCACUUACAGCAGCAGCAACAACCUCAACUCCACCCUCACGCUCCACCACACCCUCACCUUCUCCGCCAGCAGCAGCUUCUACCUGGUUUUUCCUCUUACUUACCUCAGCCAAUGCUUCAAUCUCCCUUCCACGGAGGUGGUCCUUACGAUUCAGCUCCACCAUCACUGCCAACGCCUCCUCCAUCUGAUCCCGAGCUUCAUAAACGGAUUGACAAGCUAGUCGAGUACUCGGCCAAGAACGGGCCAGAAUUCGAGGCGAUGAUUCGACACAAGCAGCAGGAUAAUCCUGCUUAUAGCUUUCUAUUUGGUGGCGAGGGGCACAAUUACUAUCGGUAUAAGCUUUGGGUGUCUACUCGACCUCCACCUCCUGGCCAUUACAAUGCUUCUUUCCCGCCUUCAUCUUCUGUGCCAUUGAUGCAGCCUCCACCUCAGCUAAUGCAACAACCGGGUUUCCCACUGUUCCACGAUCCACAUCAGCAUCAGCACCUGUCGCCUCAGCCGCCAUUUGGGGCACACGGGCGAGUAGGCGAUUUUGAUCCGGCUUCCAAGUCAUUUAGAGGUCUUUCUGGUCCACUUCCAUCGGAUGUUGCGGUGGAGUUGACUAAUGUGAUGAAUAGUUUGAAUGGUACAAAGGAUUCGAUUAAAGGGGCAAAGAUUUGGUUCAUGCAGAGAUCUCCUUUUGCACCUGGUUUGGCUGAGGGUAUGAGAGACAGGGUUUUCUCUGUGGAUGAUUCGGAGAGGCAACUGCAUGUUGUAUACCUUGCUAAUGAUAUACUUUUCGACAGGGCUAAUCCUCUUGAGCUUGACAAUGAGGCCGUUGCUUUCAAGCCAGUCUUGGGUUCAAUGCUUGCAAGAAUUUACCAAAACCCUGUGAAUAAGGAAGAGAAUCAGUCACGGUUACAGAAAAUCCUGCUGUUCUGGGGCUCCAAGGAGGUUUAUGAUCAUGAUACCAUUCGUUCUCUGGAAGGAGAAAUGGUCAGCGGGGCACCAGAAAGCUCGGAUUCAGGAGCUCCAAAAGACUCAUCAGAUUCAAUGGCUGCUGCUGGAUUCCCACAUCAACCAACAAAGCACCAUGGCCAUUCUUCACAUUGGCAGCUAGAUAAGCAACAUGAGCGGGAGCAUGCUGAUAAACAAGUCCCCUUGGCCAUGCCACCGCUUGCUGCCCAACAAUUUCUUGCAAACUCGGGCUCCGCUAGUCAAUCACCUCUGCUACAAACUCUUCCCCAAACCCUCGCCGAAAAGCUACCACCAUACCCUUUGUUCCCACCGGGACUCAUCCCCGGUAUGGUCCGCAAAAUGCAGAUCGGAAGUGGCGUCCCAUACUCUCCUCUAAGCCCUCUCGACAUCCCUACCAUGAUCCCGCCAUCCGCAGUAUCUCCAUCCGAAGUCCUCGAGAGGGUGUCAGAAUACUUCAAGGACAUCGGAGAACUCAACCCUUCAGAAGAGCCGAUGAAGUCAUCUGACGAAGACGAUUACAGCGACUAUGAGAGGGACCGGUCCCCUAUACGUAAGGGCGGGGCUUGCAUCCCUCCACCUCAAAACCUGCAGGUUGUGGACCCCGAGACCGGUACUUAUCCCGACGGAAGUGUGGAGCGAAAACCCGGAGCAUUGGGUUCUGGGAGACUUGGAUUGGGGGCAACCGCUGACCCUAAUGAGGUGAGCCAGUAUGAUGAUGUAUACUCGUCGUAUAGGAAACAGAGGAGCAGUAAUUAUCAUACUUCCAUGAGUGCUAGGGCAGCCGUCUCUGUCAAGAGAUCGUCCUAA
This is a messenger RNA of Linum trigynum, 1947 nucleotides long. Lineage: Eukaryota; Viridiplantae; Streptophyta; Magnoliopsida; Malpighiales; Linaceae. The record is from the annotation of a GenBank genome assembly.